Mus pahari (shrew mouse) is the source of this 1602-nucleotide messenger RNA. It is a transcript of the gene Pgf, whose product is annotated as placental growth factor. Bases 334 to 822 code for a protein of 162 amino acids. The record is from RefSeq and is a predicted model, not a curated record. NCBI's taxonomy places the organism in Eukaryota, Metazoa, Chordata, Mammalia, Rodentia, Muridae. Gene Ontology annotation, biological process: sprouting angiogenesis; response to hypoxia; positive regulation of angiogenesis. Gene Ontology annotation, cellular component: membrane. Gene Ontology annotation, molecular function: vascular endothelial growth factor receptor binding; growth factor activity; chemoattractant activity. The transcript has 7 exons.
CCAACUAGCUUCAGUUCUUAGGGAAGCUGCAGUCUGAGAAGGAAACCGCAUCUUCAGACUUCUGCUCACCCACGAGAGGAGCUAGGGUCAUCGGACGCCUAAGAUCCUUUCACAUCGCUCCGACUCGCCGGGACACUGCUCACCAGUUUCCUCAGCCACAGCCCUACCUGUGAGCUCCGGACUUCCCCGGCUUCCAGUGGAUGCUCAGGCAGACUGCAGAGACCUAGCCUAGGACAGCAGUGAGAGGGACACUCCUCUCCUCUCCUCUAGUACCAGCGUCUCCCCCAAGGGGGACGAGCAUGGUGAUUGUGCCUUAAAGGACCUUGGCUCUGGAUGUCUGAGAAGAUGCUGGACAUGAAGCUGUUCACUUGCUUCUUGCAGGUCCUAGCUGGGUUGGCUGUGCAUUCCCAGGGGGCCUUGUCUGCUGGGAACAACUCAACAGAAGUGGAAGUGGUGCCUUUCAACGAAGUGUGGGGACGCAGCUACUGUCGGCCAAUGGAGAAGCUGGUGUACAUCUUGGAUGAAUACCCUGAUGUGGUGUCUCACAUAUUCAGUCCGUCGUGUGUCCUUCUGAGUCGCUGUAGUGGCUGCUGUGGUGACGAAGGUCUGCACUGUGUGCCGAUAAAGACAGCCAACAUCACUAUGCAGAUCUUGAAGAUUCCCCCCAACCGGGAUCCACAUUCCUAUGAGGAGAUAACAUUUUCUCAGGACGUGCUCUGUGAAUGCAGACCUAUUCUGGAGACGACAAAGGCAGAAAGGAGGAAAACCAAGGGGAAGAGGAAGAGGAGCAGAAACUCACAGACUGAGGAACCCCACCCGUGAUGCCGUUUCCCAGAGGUAACCAGCCACUCAGAGGAGAGCCCCACACCCAGCUCACAUAUUUAUUACCGUCACCCUCUCAGAACCCUCCCUGCUGGUACCUACCCUCUAUUUAUUAGCCGACUCGUCCCUGCUGAAUGACUUGCUCCCUCCAAGAUAAGGGGCAUGGAAGGACAAGACCCUCAGGAAUUCAGUGCCUUAAAACAGAACGAGAGAGAAAGCAAGAAGCCAGCCACAGAUCCGUGGGAGCUUCGGCUUGGGAAGAAGCAAGACAUAGACACGGCCUUACAAGGGGCAAGCUGCGCUCCAGAGGCCCUGGCUCUCCAGGGAACUGGAGAAGAGAAGAGGAGGCCUAGAACCUGCCCUGAUUCCCAGCUCCACCUAGACAGCAGCUCUGAUCCUGACUGCAUUGAAGGCAUGUAGAGGGAACCCAGUCUACUGUCUCCUGGAGAUCGGGACAGGACAUUCGGCUCUGGAGAGCAGAGCUUGCCUGUGGACUUUGCCUUUCAGCCUAGAAGUUUAUGCUUUACCCUUUACAAAGCACCACCACUUUGUCCCCUCUCUGGGACACAGGCAGAGUGGCCUGGGACUGAACAGAGGGCCGGCUGGAUGAGCACUAGCCUGUGGACUUUGACCACUGCAGGACUGGGCCAUGUGUCCUCGUGAUACAGCUACUGGAAGCGAGCCGACUCCUGGAGGGCCCUUGCAGCCCACCGGUUGUCUCUGCUGGGACUGUCUAACUGCCAAGCCAGAUUCUCUUGAAUAAAGCAUUCUAGUCUGGAA